UCGGCAUUGCAGUAAUGGCUGCUCCCGGACUUGCGACGGGUGGUGGAAAUUGGUUUUCGGCUUUGGCGCUCGGGGUGACUCUCUUCAAAUGCCUUCUCAUCCCCACCUACCAUUCUACAGAUUUUGAAGUACACCGAAACUGGCUUGCUAUCACUCACAGUUUGCCAGUAUCACAGUGGUAUUAUGAGGCAACUUCAGAAUGGACCUUGGAUUACCCCCCUUUUUUUGCAUGGUUUGAGUAUGCCCUGUCACAUAUUGCCAAAUAUUUUGAUCAAGAGAUGCUGAAUGUCCAUAACCUGAAUUACUCCAGCACAAGGACCUUGCUUUUCCAGAGAUUUUCUGUCAUCUUUACAGAUGUACUCUUUGUGUAUGCUGUCCAUGAGUGCUGUAAAUGCAUUGAUGGGAAAAAAGCAGGUAAAGAACUUACAGAGAAACCGAAGUUUAUCCUAUCAGUGUUACUGCUAUGGAACUUCGGGUUGCUAAUUGUGGAUCAUAUUCAUUUCCAGUACAAUGGUUUUUUAUUUGGAUUAAUGUUACUCUCCAUUGCACGAUUAUUUCAGAAAAGGUAUAUGGAAGGAGCAUUUCUCUUUGCUGUUCUUCUACACUUCAAGCACAUCUACCUCUAUGUAGCACCAGCUUAUGGUAUAUACCUGCUACGAUCUUACUGUUUCACUGCAAAUAAACCAGAUGGGUCCAUCCGAUGGAACAGUUUCAGCUUUGUCCGUCUUAUUUCCCUGGGACUGAUUGUUUUCCUAGUUUCCGCUCUUUCAUUGGGUCCUUUCCUAGCCUUGAACCAGCUGCCUCAAGUCUUGUCCCGACUCUUCCCUUUCAAGAGGGGCCUCUGCCAUGCAUAUUGGGCUCCAAACUUCUGGGCUUUGUACAAUGCUUUGGACAAAGUGCUCUCCGUCAUUGGUUUAGAAUUGAAACUUCUUGAUCCCAACAAAAUUCCCAAGGCCUCAAUGACAAGUGGUUUGGUUCAGCAGUUCCAACACACAGUCCUUCCUUCAGUGACUCCCAUGGCCACCCUCAUCUGCACUCUGAUGGCCAUAUUGCCCUCUGUUUUCUGUCUUUGGUUUAAACCUCAAGGGCCUAGAGGCUUUCUCCGAUGUCUAAUUCUGUGUGCCUUGAGCUCCUUCCUGUUUGGGUGGCACGUCCAUGAAAAAGCCAUACUCCUCGCAGUUCUCCCAAUGAGCCUUCUGUCUGUGGGAAAAGCAGGAGAUGCUUCAAUUUUUCUGAUUCUGACCACAACAGGACAUUAUUCCCUCUUCCCUCUGCUCUUCACUGCACCAGAACUUCCCAUUAAAAUCUUACUCAUGUUACUAUUUACCGUCUAUAGUAUUUCCUCACUGAAGACUCUCUUCAGAAAAGAAAAGCCUCUUUUUAAUUGGAUGGAAACUUUCUACCUCCUUGGCCUGGGGCCUCUGGAAGUCUUCUGUGAGUUUGUAUUCCCUUUCAUCUCCUGGAAGCUGAAGUACCCCUUUAUCCCUUUGUUACUGACCUCAGUGUAUUGUGCAGUGGGCAUCACAUAUGCUUGGUUCAGACUGUAUGUUUCAGUAUUGACUGACCCUCCCAUCCGCAAGACAAAGAAACAAUGAAUAAAGGAACUGCUUGGAUGUAUUCCAAACAAUUAUUUCAUGGGAAAUUAAUCAGAACUUGAAGAAAGUUGCUGGUGGCAUGAACCAUUCAUUUCAGUUGUUCUGUUUGGAGGACCAUUCUUCUAAACUUGGCCUUGCCCAGCCUAGCAACCUGAUUGUCACCAUGGUGAGAAGCCAUUUGUCCUCCAAAAGCAAUGAAACACAUUUGAAACAAAUCUCGCCUUGCCCUGUUAAAAUUGUCUGAGAUCAUUGGACUGCUGUGCUUGCUCAAGGCAAGCAGGGAGUCUACCAACAGCAUGAUUAUUUGUAGCCUGUGAUGACCAUGGUCAGGCUGUAAAGCAUAAUUAGAAUCAUGUGCUAAGGGAAAUGUAAAUAAAAUGCUGUUUUGUAUUUCUGGACAAAAAUGUUUUGGAUCAUUACCAGCUUCUACACUUUCCUGUUGGUGUGCACGCAAGCACAUGGUGUGCUGUCCCUAUUCUAUAAAUCUUGUUCCAGGAGAUUUUUUUUUUUUCCA
Messenger RNA from Neomonachus schauinslandi (Hawaiian monk seal), 2109 nucleotides. It is a transcript of the gene ALG8, whose product is annotated as ALG8 alpha-1,3-glucosyltransferase. The record is from RefSeq and is a predicted model, not a curated record. Lineage: Eukaryota; Metazoa; Chordata; Mammalia; Carnivora; Phocidae. Gene Ontology annotation, biological process: protein N-linked glycosylation. Gene Ontology annotation, molecular function: dolichyl pyrophosphate Glc1Man9GlcNAc2 alpha-1,3-glucosyltransferase activity. Gene Ontology annotation, cellular component: endoplasmic reticulum membrane.